CGUGCCGUGUAAAAGUACAAUUCUUUUUCUUUUUAACACCCAAAACUCAGUAGUAGUAGAAGUUGGUGAGGGGUUAUUUUUUUUGCGCUUCACGUGCGUGGAGCUUGCAUGGCCAUUCCGCCUAAUGCCUUGCUUUGAUUAAGUGCCUGAUGAGGUGAAUUCCUCGCAAUUCCGGACAGCUCGCGUGCACCCACGCGCCGCUCCGAUUGGCUGCCCUGAGCGCGCGCUGUAGUCUGUGCAGAGAUAAAAGCGCGGAGCUGGCGCGCGGUGCGCCAUUUAGUCCGUGCGCCGGAUUAACACGCUGAGUAAAGUCAAGUAAACCCGCACACCUCGCAUGGACAAAAGGACACGCACGCAGACACCUGUGAUUUGCCAGACCUGAUAGCAGACGCCGCAGUGGUUCGCAGUAAGUUCCCCGAAGCUGCUCAACAGGGUUUGUUUCCUCCUACCACUCCUUCUCAAGAGAGUAUGUGGCUCCUGGAGAAGAUCCGUGGCUCUGUGGAAGGCAAUGUGCUCCGUCAUCGCGACUCGGGUGACAGCCAGUCCAAAGGGCCCACCCACAGCAAUGUGCUCACACCCGAUAAGAUCCCCGACUUCUUCAUCCCACCCAAGUUGGUGUGCUGCCCCCCGGAGGCUGAUACUCCAGAGAUGAAGCCCAAAAACGGGCUGCACUCCUCCACAUCCGAGCAGACCAUCUGCAGCAAGACACCUCAGGGUGGCUCACGCAGCCCGCGCCUCAUUUGCAAGCUCACUGGGGAUACCAAGAACCUGCUCAAGGCUGCCAACCGCCACAUCAUCCAGAUCGAGAGUGCUGAUGACUUGGCAGCAGGUGACGUUGGUGACCUCACCACCAACGCUGACCCUCAGUCCCAAACAGCCAUGUCCUUGCCCUAUGUACCUAAAGCGCAGACCUCGUAUGGCUUUACUACUUUGAUGGAGAGCCCUCACACACGACGCAAGGAGUCGCUAUUCCACAGUGACCCCACCAGUCCGCUCACAUCCCCCAAUUCUCAGCGCAAGACACAAGGCAACAGCAACCACCUCAACCCAGGUGACUGCAAUACCUCACACUCCAACCCUUAUCGCUACUUCAGUGGAGGCGAGAGCGACACAUGCUCCUCAGCAGAGUCAUCACCAUUUGGCUCACCCUUGCUCUCAAGGUCAGCCUCGCUUCUUAGAAUGUUCACCCAUGAGACCCAGGCUAAAGUAUCACGUGCUAAGCGCUCCUUUGCCCGCCACAGCUCUCUCUCGACAGACGACUGCAGCUCGGUGGAAACCAGCCCCAACAUCCAGCGCCGCUUCAGGUGUCCACCUUCGCCUGCAUUCGGAAGCCGUAAAGCAGGCGCCAAUGUCGACCGCCUCACCCAGCACACUGUCAAACUGCACAAAGGGGGGACACUGCGCCUCUGCACGGACUACGACACAGAGGCGGCGCGGCUCCGGGUGCGCGUGCUUGCUGCUGAAGACCUUUACGAUAAGCAGGUUGAUGUGAAGAGCAUCAACUGCUGUGUGGCACUCUACCUGAACCCAGGCAAGCUGCAGAAGCAGAGAAGCAACAUCAUCAAAAACAGCCGCAAUCCUGUCUUCAACGAGGACUUCUUCUUUGACUCCUUGCCUGCUGCACAGGUCAAGAACCUGGCGAUAAAGAUGAAGGUGGUCAACAAAGGCACCAGCCUGAAACGGGACACGUUGCUUGGGGAGAGGGAGGUGCCCCUUAAAGAUCUGCUGCCUGGCUUUUAGUGCCAACCACAACAGACUCCACUGAACAGGAAGUACAGUCAGCCUGGACUGAAUCCAGAGCAAACAAAGUGUCCACUGUAAUGUUUUUCCUUCCUUCUUCCUGCUGCAAGAGGUGACCUUUCCAGUUAGAAGACUGAGAGUGUGUUAUUGACAAGGGUUCUGUAUGUCCACAUGUUCUGUGUGUAUGUUCAGGGCGUGUCAGUAUUUGAACUGUACAUAAAGCUCGCUGUAAGUGUCCUUUCAAAAGUGUGUGUGUGUCUGGCUCACUAUGGCAACUCAUGUCUGUAGAAGCCAGCUAACAUCUGUACAGCUGGUGAUGCAGCUGCUUUGCACUGUGCACAUGUACAAAGAGGCUUUGAAGUGCCACAAUGGCAAAUGCAAAUGCAUGCUUCAUAUCUGGUUUGAAAUUCUAAACUUGUGAGCGUGACAAAGACUUUUGUAUUUGCUAUCACUGUAGUGCCAGACUUUCCAUGUAAGCCUUUUCUUCAAUCUUAUCACUGGAGCAUGUGAGUGAUCUUGUUGAAUUGUUCUUGCUUAUAGUCCUUUGGUUCUAUGCUAUAAUUCUGCUUAUUUUCACUGAGUAGUUUUGUGGGACAAAUUCACCCUCCAGCCUUACAAAAGAGAUAAGCUGCACAUGUCGACUGGUACAUCGCAAAACGGACAUCUGUUAAUUAGACUUAUUGUACAACACCAAUCAAUUGUGAAUAAUGUAAAUAAUUGCUUAUCAUGUUGUACGUGUGUAUGACAGACCUUCAGCAUACUUGAGUACUUGCACAAUUGUCUUGGCAUGUUUGUUGAAAUUUAUGUGUAUAGCUGAGACAAACUUGCACAGAUAAAUGCAUAAGCUUUUUCUUACCACUUGUUGAACACAUUGGCUGUAACGGAACAGCUAAUGGAUAACAAUUGUAUAAUGUAGUGCCAAUAUUUAUUUUACUGUUUUAUGGAGUUGAGAUUUAUACUUUUCCAUGGCCAUAACAAAUGAUUUCAGUAUAGCCAAUUAUAAUUCCUUAUUAUAAAUCAUCUUAAUAGCAUCAGUGUAAUGGGCCAAAAAUGGCCACGGGUCCUUGUAAGCCUUCUUAUUUUUCAUUUACAGAGCCUUGAGAGCUCUGUAAUCUAAUUAGCAUUUAGGAGUCUCUGCAGUAUAGCACAAAUGAAAGCUAAAGCCACUGUUGGCAGACAUCAGACUUUGUCUAGUAGACAAUAGCACUUCUAGGCUGUUGUUUUUUUUUUGGCUGUUUACUCUUUUUUUAAAUUGAAUAUCUCACAAAUCACCUAAUUUUAGCUUGCUAGUAAUAACUCCUAAGGGUGAGAACUAUUAGAGAGAUGUCUUUGGUGCUAGAGGUGUUGGCUUGCUAGAGUGAGAGAGAGAGAGAGAGAGAGAGAGUCAUCCAUUGACAGCCUAUAUUUUACACUCUAUAGUAUCUGCAGGAACCAGACCAUUUUAAAUCCAUUUUCUUGGUUUUCUGCCGAAACAAUUCUUACUUUGACGGCACCAAUCAUACAUUUCUAGCUCUAUUUUGAGCACUCAUUUGCAACAGUCAAAUUGCAGGUAUUAGAUUCCCUAUUAGCUUUACUUCAAUGGCAGGUACUGUGAUUCUCUACAUGAACAGCAGAAGUACAAUUACACAAGGGGGAAUGACUUCUGACUUCUUGAAAUCUCUCAAAUUAAAAUGGCUGAAAGAAGGCCCUGCACUCUUUGGUGGAAAUGAAAGGACUCAGUGACGGCAUUCGAUUGAUAUUCAUUUCACUAUCCGUGUUUCUGUAGAUGAGAUUAAACUGUCUGGCGCUUGUGUUUAGAACCGAAUAUAAAAGAUAAAGUGCCUAUCCACUGAACUUGAUGCCUGUCCUUCUGUCUGUCAAGACGUAGGCCUCUGUGUGCGACCUUCCUCUUCCCUUAUUACUGUGUGCAGAUGCAUUAUCAACACUACCUUUAUUAAGUCCAAAUAGACGUACUGUAAUAUUGUACCUCCGAGUUAUAUUGUGUGGGUGUUUCUAUAUUUUCUGAUGCUGAAGGUGGAUAUUGUUGGUUUUGAGUGGAUGCGUUCGUCAUUGUGGGCUUUUAUUGUUUAUUACACCAAGCCGAGAUUCUAGCAGUGACUUUAUUCUUUGCCCGACUCUGUUUUCUGAAACUGUUUCACGUUUAUUUCUCCUUUCCAAUUUUCCAUUGAUCCUCCAAAUCCAAAGUGAAACAUGGUAUUGACCUGUCUAUUUUGGUGCCUCGUUCAAUAAAAGUUGUGUAAAUGGUGAUUUUUCU
Molecule: messenger RNA, 3994 nt
Organism: Pangasianodon hypophthalmus (striped catfish)
Lineage: Eukaryota; Metazoa; Chordata; Actinopteri; Siluriformes; Pangasiidae
Product: C2 calcium-dependent domain-containing protein 4C
Exons: 2
Coding region: 469-1740 (423 amino acids)
Source: RefSeq, a predicted model, not a curated record